Megalobrama amblycephala (Wuchang bream) is the source of this 1757-nucleotide messenger RNA. Its product is annotated as neurotrophin receptor-interacting factor 1-like. The transcript is spliced from 2 exons. Bases 392 to 1348 code for a protein of 318 amino acids. Lineage: Eukaryota; Metazoa; Chordata; Actinopteri; Cypriniformes; Xenocyprididae. The record is from RefSeq and is a predicted model, not a curated record.
AAACUGAAUGUGGCAGGGGGGGCGUGGUUUAGCGGAGUCUGCAGCGGGAGAGAGAGGGAGGAGACGCGCGGUGUCUGAGUGGAUUAGACACAAAUAUUAAACACCUGUCUCUUGUUUCAGUAAUUGGCGUGGAGAGAGUAUUUAACGCCAGGAGAAACAGGAGCCUGCGAGAGAGAGAAGGACUACUGGCUGUUCCCCCACUCCUGGAUGUCUGUUGGAUGGAGUGAAAGUCUGACGAUUAGGUUGAUUGUUUUGUGCCUGUUUGCACGCUGUUUUUGUGACUUUAUUAUUUUGGUGUCAAUAAAACAGCCAGUAGUCACCUGCCGACCCUGUCCUCUUUCCUCCUUACCUACGAACAUUGUUACACUGGUGCCGAAACCCGGGAGGAAAGAUGGAUGCCGCCGCCAUGCCCGAGUCCUCCGCCGCGCCAUUUGCGGAUCUGAUUACAUCCCUCGCGGUCAUGCAACAUGAUCAACAUCAGGCCCUGCUGGACUUACGUCAAGAUCAGGAGAGGCGGUUCCAGGCCGUCCUCCAAGCCCAGCAGGAAGACCGCGAGAGGUUCCGGAGCUGGAUGGACCGGGAGGUUCGGCCGGAAGCUAUGGAUCAACGUGCUGCGCCCGUCCAUAUUCCACUCAACAAGAUGGGGCCUGAGGACGACCCGGAGGCAUUCCUUGAUCUUUUUGAGACCUCGGCCGAGAUCUCUGGAUGGCCGCGGGACCAGUGGCCGAUGCGCCUGGUCCCCUUGCUCUCCGGGGAGUCCCAGGUCGCGGCGCAGCAGCUUCCGGUGCGGAGCCUCCUGGACUACAACGACCUCAAGAGGGCCAUCAUCCAGCGGGUCGGCCGGAGUCCGGAACAACAUCGCCAGCGCUUCCGCUCCCUGGAGCUGGGCGAGUCCGGCCGGCCCUUUGUGAUGGCCCAACAGCUCCGGGACUCCUGCCGCAAAUGGUUGCUGGCCGACGGAAGUGACGUGGAGGAGAUCAUCGACCGAGUGGUACUGGAGCAGUUUGUCACUCGGCUUCCGAGGAGAACCGCCGAGUGGGUCCAGUGCCACCGCCCCACGUCGCUGGAGUCGGCUAUCCAACUUGCGGAGGAUCAUAUGGUGGCGUGCCCCGGGGUCGGCGAACCCCUGCCAUCAGCCUCUCUCUCUCCCUCUUUUCCAUCUCCUUCUCUCUCUCGCCCUGUCCCUUUACCCAGGUCUCGUCCACCCGGCCCUCGAGUCCCGCCCCGGGGGCGGGGCGGGAAUGGUCACAUUCCCCAUUCAACUCCCAGAGUCCCGCCCAGGGGGACUGGCACCAGCCGGGGUGGACACGGCUCCUGUGUCUCCGCUCUCUCCACGCCAGCCGUCUGAUCCACUCUCCGCCACUGGAGCGGCGGGGAGGUCUGGGCCGGCCUGUUGGCGUUGCGGGGACCCGGGCCAUUUCGUGGACAGGUGUCCUGUAAUGGAGGUGGGAACAAUGGUCCGGGUCCCGGAUGCCCCGCAGGCUGCCCCCGGUCAAGCUGGGUGGUACCAAAUACCUUAAUUGGCGUGGAGAGAGUAUUUAACGCCAGGAGAAACAGGAGCCUGCGAGAGAGAGAAGGACUACUGGCUGUUCCCCCACUCCUGGAUGUCUGUUGGAUGGAGUGAAAGUCUGACGAUUAGGUUGAUUGUUUUGUGCCUGUUUGCACACUGUUUUUGUGACUUUAUUAUUUUGGUGUCAAUAAAACAGCCAGUAGUCACCUGCCGACCCUGUCCUCUUUCCUCCUUACCUACGAACAUU